AUGAACUACUUAACAAAUGUGAAAAUCUAUAGGAACUGGAAAGCUGCAUUACAUUCAAAGGUUUCAAAUAUCAUACGGAACAGCCUCAUGGUUACAGAACAUGUCUUUUAAUGAUUCCAUAAAGGAUUUAAUCAAGUAAUACCGAUUGAAAUAGAAAAUGAUCAAUCAAGUAAUAAUUGAGAACUUUGACUCGUGAAUGAUUUGCUUACAAAACAUGACAGAAUAAAAAAUGAUAAUACGGAAGACAGUGGAGAGGCAUAAAUAGAUAA
This is a messenger RNA of Spirodela intermedia, 269 nucleotides long. The record is from the annotation of a GenBank genome assembly. Lineage: Eukaryota; Viridiplantae; Streptophyta; Magnoliopsida; Alismatales; Araceae.